GUGGUCUGGAUUAAGUACUAUUCUUUGGAAUGUAAACCCUCGUUCAUUGAGAAUCAGUUUUGAAUUAUAAUUGCUAUGAAUUCUGACUACGGUUCGUCUGCGGCCCGUUCAUGCUACAACCUUCGCCACUUUCACUUCAGCUGCCUUGUCUUCUGGCUUGAGCGCCUUUCGUUUCUCUGAGGCUUAUUUUGGUGGUCGGUGUGGUAUAUGGGCGCGCUUAUCAAAUGUGGCACCGAUAAGGUUUGGGUGGCGGCGCUUAAACCGGUAGUAUUUCGCCGGAUCCCAGCUAUUUCAGCCUUGUCCCCAACGACCAUAGCUUCAUAAUUACCACCCUUCAUUCUUUCCACCCCUCUUCACAUUUCAAUUACAUAUCCACCGAAAGAUAUACUAUUUAUUGUUCAUUUUGGUAACUCUUGGCUACUACACGGAACGAGAUCGCAUAUUAGCACCUAUCAGAGCAUCUGCGACCACUGGCUACCUGCAGCUGAAGCAAGGCCACCAGCUUGUCGCACAUCACAAUGGCCACGGAUAUGGAUAUCGACAUGGGCCUUGAUAUGGACAUCGGGCAGGAAUACUCGAACCUUGACAUCGAACAAGACACCCAAGGUUUCAACCAGAUUGAACUUCACCCCGACCUCAGCGCUGCGCCCAUAUCAACCGACCCGACAGAUUCAGAUUUGGCGGUGGUUACCCCGCAUAAAAUACACCUGCGCGGCUUGGAUGACCUCACCACGAAGGACAUCAAAUCAUUCGCGGAGGAGUACUCCGCCGGCCAGCCUCUCGAGAGGGUUGAAUGGAUUGAUGAUACCUCCGCAAAUAUAAUCUACCAAUCAGCCGAAGCCGCAUCGGCCGCUCUUCAGGCUUUCGUUGCCACAGACCAGCUUCCGGCAGCUCAUUCGACACUGGACAUGCUCGCGGCCAAGCCAUUUCCAAAUUUUCCCAACACGCGCUUGAUGGUCAGACUGGCGGUUGAAGGUGACAAGAAGCAACCAGGCGCACGGGAGCGAAGCCGAUUUUACCUCCUCAACCCAGAACAUGAACCCCAAGAGCGCCGUCCAAGAGAUGACCGUGGCAGGAGAGACGAUGGAAGGAACCGAUCUCGUCGCGACAACUACAGACGCAGAGAUUACGAUGACAGGGAGCCACGGAGGCGCAACGAUGACUUCGAUGCAAGCAUGUACGAUGAUGAACCUUCGCCACCUCGGGGCUCAAGGGAACCCGAAUCGGAGUCUGGCACCACAUCUUCUGGCUACAGGAGCCAGCGGAGCCAAAGGGUGCGGUUUGCAGGUGUUGGAAAGGAGCUGUUCCCAGAGAAGAUCAGCUCAAGAAGCAACGGAAGGCUGCGCAAUCGCAGUGCGUCUCCGAUGCGCGAUAACGAAGGGGAUCUGAUACUUGACGCGAGACCUGCUGGCGGGCGUGAUGGCCGUGCUCGAAGUGCCAACGAUGGCGGCGCGAAUCGUCGCAAGGCGCAGCUCAUCAAGGAGAGACUCAGGGCAUCUGCAUCUGAUCCACUGGAGCUGUUUCCUCGAAAAGCUGGUUCGAGGGCUGGUGGAAAUAACGCAGCCGAUUCCACAGCUGAUCUCUUUGCACACAAGCUUCGAAUUCCCAUGUUGGAUGGCGCCAGCGACAGGCCAUCAGGAAAACCAGACUUGAUGUCCAGGAUAUCGAGGCCCGGUGCGUCUGAUGCCGAUACCCAGGCGAGCUUCAAAAUCAAGGGCACGGCGAGGCAGCCAGUUCAGGAGGGGUUUUCGAUCAAGGGCAUGGCGGCGUCAGGGCAGGAGCACAGGGAGCUCUUCCCGGGGAAGACGGGUGGGAAUGCGGGGAAGGAGUUGUUUGCGGAUAGGUUGGAGGGGCGAGGUGGGAGGAGGCAGAGGGCGGAGGAUACAUUCCGUUGAAGCGUUGAGAGGCGCCGCGUGCUGGGAGAGAGUAUUUUUAUUAUGGCCACAUGGCUCGGCAUGGGUGGUGGAAGGUUGAUAUAUACCCAAUAGCACAAACAACACUACUCUGAACACUGAACCCAUUAGAUAGUGCCUGAUUUCAACAUCGAUCGUGUAUGUGAUUCUAAGAGCAUCUUGAGGGCUUUCUUGCCAAAGUAGGAC
This is a messenger RNA of Pseudogymnoascus verrucosus, 2099 nucleotides long. RefSeq lists its product as uncharacterized. NCBI's taxonomy places the organism in Eukaryota, Fungi, Ascomycota, Leotiomycetes, Thelebolales, Thelebolaceae. Gene Ontology annotation, cellular component: cytosol; nucleus. The record is from RefSeq and is a predicted model, not a curated record. Gene Ontology annotation, molecular function: mRNA binding; RNA 7-methylguanosine cap binding. Bases 519 to 1895 code for a protein of 458 amino acids. The transcript has 2 exons.